Messenger RNA from Cicer arietinum (chickpea), 727 nucleotides. RefSeq names its product preprotein translocase subunit SECE1. The record is from RefSeq and is a predicted model, not a curated record. Gene Ontology annotation, cellular component: chloroplast thylakoid membrane. Lineage: Eukaryota; Viridiplantae; Streptophyta; Magnoliopsida; Fabales; Fabaceae.
GAAUAAAAGAAGCGCGAGUGUGUUAUGUUAUCCAAAAACAAUUGAUGAUGAUGAUGAUGCUACAAUCAAAGACAUUCACACUCACAUUUCCCUUACAUUUUCCAUCAUCAUCAUCAUCAUCAUUAUCACCUCCUUCUCUCUCACAAUCCCAAAUCUUCAACUUCAAACCCUCACUUCUCUCUCUUACUCUCAACCGCCGCCGUAUACUACCCAUAACCGCAUGCGUCGUAGAGGAAAAAAACCAACCUACUUCCGAACCCGAACCAGAACCCGAACCCGAACCGAGUCAGUCCGAUUUGGCUUCGGAAUUGAAGAAAGCGAUGCAAGAGAGGAAGGAUAAAGAAGGUGGUGAUAAUUUAUGGAACGGAGUGGUUUCUGAGAUCGGUGAAAUUGAGUGGCCCGAGUUUGGGAAGGUUUUGGGUACAACUGGUGUUGUUCUUAGUGUUAUCUUUGGUUCUAGCGUUGUUUUGCUUACUGUUAAUGCUAUUUUAUCUGAGCUUUCUGAUAAAGUUUUUGCAGGCAAAGGGGUUCAGGAUUUCUUCUCCUGAACUCACUCUCAAGGAAACAAAUCAAUAGUUGACUGCAUUUUUUUACUCUGUAAAUUUUUAAUUUAUCAAGAAUAUAUAUGGAUUUGUUUUUCUUGUAGGCUCCACUCAACCAUUUCUAUGUUGUGUAUGUUCUAUAAAUUAUUGAUUUUUUCUUUCAUUAUUACCAUUUUGGUUCUAAA